This is a messenger RNA of Plectropomus leopardus (leopard coralgrouper), 665 nucleotides long. NCBI's taxonomy places the organism in Eukaryota, Metazoa, Chordata, Actinopteri, Perciformes, Serranidae. The record is from RefSeq and is a predicted model, not a curated record.
CACGCCUCACGUCUCCGUCCUCAUGUCUCUGUCCUCUGUCCUGCAGGACGUCCCAUCGCGUGAUCCUCGGAGAACACGACCGCUCCUCCACCGCUGAGGACAUCCAGGUCAUGAGGGUCGGCAAGGUGUUCAAGCACCCCCGCUACAACGGCUACACCAUCAACAACGACAUCCUGCUCAUCAAGCUGGCGAGCCCCGCCCAGAUGAACAUGCGUGUGUCCCCUGUGUGCGUCGCCGAGACCGGAGACAACUUCCCCGGAGGCAUGAAGUGCGUGACCACCGGCUGGGGCCUGACCCGCCACAACGCUCCCGACACCCCCGCCCUGCUGCAGCAGGCCGCCCUCCCCCUGCUGACCAAUGAGCAGUGCCGCCGUUACUGGGGCAACAGGAUCAGUGAGCUCAUGAUCUGCGCCGGCGCUUCCGGAGCCUCCUCCUGCAUGGGCGACUCUGGCGGUCCUCUGGUCUGUCAAAAGGCUGGUGCCUGGACCCUGGUGGGUAUUGUGUCCUGGGGCAGUGGAACCUGCACUCCCACGAUGCCCGGCGUGUACGCCCGCGUCACCGAGCUGCGAUCCUGGAUGGACCAGACCAUCGCCUCCAACUGAGCGGGUCAGACCGGACGGCGUUCAGAUUCACCUGGUCGUCAAUAAAACUCUGAAAGUCUCAAA